Molecule: messenger RNA, 252 nt
Organism: Dioscorea cayenensis subsp. rotundata (Guinea yam)
Lineage: Eukaryota; Viridiplantae; Streptophyta; Magnoliopsida; Dioscoreales; Dioscoreaceae
Exons: 3
Source: RefSeq, a predicted model, not a curated record
UGCAUUCAACAAAUAGAGAACUUAAAUUCCAGUGGCGCUUCGAAGGAAGAUAUUUCAAGUCAAGCAAAAUUGUUGCUAGGACAAGAUCCAAAAUACCAUAAAGGUUUCAAGUAUGAUCAUAAGAAAAAUGCAGAUAAAAUGGCUAUGAAAGAGCUUAAAGAAGAAAAUAAGAUCUUGACUACAGAUUUGAGCACAAUAAAUCAUCCUAAUAUUCGUGCUUAUAUUCAAUCUAAACAAGUACGAAUUAUGUAA